Molecule: messenger RNA, 2457 nt
Organism: Pomacea canaliculata
Lineage: Eukaryota; Metazoa; Mollusca; Gastropoda; Architaenioglossa; Ampullariidae
Exons: 12
Coding region: 90-1334 (414 amino acids)
Molecular function (GO): protein binding
Source: RefSeq, a predicted model, not a curated record
CCCUAGUGCGCAGUAACAGAGUCGUAACUAGAGACGCAAUAUGGUGGCACAGUAACAAAAGUUAAAAAUUUCUGUUUCCUGAGUGAACGAUGACGACAUAUCUGUCUGCUGAGUUUGUGGAGAGGCACAUCACAAAAUUGUCGUCUACAUUGAUCCCAGAAAUUUGGGAUGUUGAGCAUGGAGGUCAAUUUUACCAGCUUGACUUAAAGAUGUGCCAGAUCUCUGCACUUCAUUUUGAUUUCCAGUGGGGCAAACAACAGUCUGCCAAUCCUCAUCGUGUGUCUUUUCUGGAAAGUCAAUCUCAAGUGGUUCUGAUUGACAUUUCACUCAAUGACCUGACAUUUCUGCACCAGGACUGGCUUGCUCCAUUUAGCAACCUACGAGCUUUGGAUGCUUCUCUCAACCAGCUUAAGCAUGUCGAAGGUGUUGAAGCUUUACCACGGUUACGAAGCUUAAACUUAUCCCACAAUUUACUACAUAAUGCAGAUGGACUUACACAGAGUAUAACAUUGGUAGAUUUGCGCCUGGCAGCCAAUAAUCUGCAAAAUAUUUCCUCCAUGCCUCCUCUGAUAAAUCUCCGCAUUUUGGAUGUCAGCAACAACAAGUUGCAAUCUCUAGAUGGACUGUCAUCGCUACCGAGGCUUGAAGAACUUUAUGCUCAAAGAAAUGAAUUACUAGAUCUUUUGCCAGUUAUGAGUUGUGGAAAUCUGCGUGUACUGAAUGCUGCCAACAAUCAGAUUUCCAAUCUUGAUACAACAGUCAAAGUGUUAACAGGCCUUCGGUUCCUGCAAGCUUUGUCAUUAUAUGGAAACCCCAUUGAGCGCGAGGCACAUUACCAAGCUGACAUCUUACGUGGAACCAGCAUCAUGACUCUGGACAACAUUGUGGUCAAGCCUAUGGCCAAACAAGAGGAAGAUCACCAGAAGCAUGCUGACAACUUAUUCACAUUGAAGGAUGCCGCACGCCUUGCUUUCCAGGAACGCCAGCAUGUGGCCAAGGAGCGGCUGGAUGACAAUGUUAUGUUCCUGCACAAGCGCAUCAAGGCCUUGCAGCAGGAAUACACAGACUUUGAGGCCAAACUAAACGCAGACCUUCAGUCAUGUCUGAGGUAUCUGGACACUUUGUCAGAUGCUGAGUUGCAUAGCACAGACAGGAGUGCACUAGGAGCUGUGUGGGGCCCCAGCCACCAUCUACACCUGUGGAGCAAAGGGUCGCAGGAUACCAGAGGGCACCACCCUCGCACAGACUACUCUCAGAUCAAAGCGACAGAUGAGGUGUUGCGCUGUGCAUACAAUGAGCUCGUUAAGCAGCAUCACGGCAGCGGCGGGGAGUAGAUGCAGGCUCUGAAGAACUGCAAGUAAGGAGAGAAUACUCCUCACAACAUCCUUACCACAGUAUUCCGCUUCAAAAAGAAGAGGACAAACUAUAGCAACGCAGAUUUUCGUGAACGUUUGACCAGGAUUUUAUGUACAGAAGGCAUCUUCUUGAAAAACCAGACGACCGGAGUACCUGUCCGCCCUGACAUUUUGUGUAUGUCUGUUUUCAAUGGACGCUGCUACCAGAAGACAGUUGGUUCAAACCUUAAAAACUUACUUAGGAAAUUGUCAUCAACCCAGUAGCUGCUGACCCCCUUCUUCUUAAAAACAGCUGCGAGUGAAGCACAUUGGGACACAUACAAGCGAGGAAGUUUGCCCAUCUAAAGAAUGUCCAGUUGCUGGAAGAAGCGCAUGAAGUGUUCGAGCAAAGGUCCAAAGCUUCAGGGACAAAAAUCAGACUGGAGAUUUUGGGACAUCUUCCAAUGUUUCCACCUUUGUUGUUCUAUUGAUAACUGCACACCUUUUGGCAGGAUUUGGCAAAGCCACACCACACACACAAACUUCACGCACGUACACAAAGGUUCCAACGACUGUUUUUAUUGUACAAAAGUAUUUCAAAUCAGUGAGGUGGUGAAGACAAAUAUGUUAUACAUAGAUACGUAACAGUAAGAUAAAGCAUCUGCACAUUUUACAAAAUGUUACACAGGAAAUUAUAACAUAUAGAAUGUGGUAUAAAACCUGCGAACAGCUGCAGGUUUUCAAAAACAUUAUUCAACGUUACAAACGAGUUUUAUUUUUAGCAGAAUUUGAAUUAUUAAAAACCUUUGUUAGUCUGUUUACAAGUAAUAUCAAAAACAUUUCUUCUUGAAUUCAAAACGCUGAGAAAAUAUAAUGGAAAUAUACACUUUUCAAUAUAUUUCUGCCUCUAAUGGGCCUGUGACAAAAUACCACAGCCGUUCGUUGGACGAAGAUUAAGUACCAAAGGUAAAUGAAAUGCUGCCAAAGUAGGUAGCAAAAUACUUUUAUAUGUUAAUAAUCAAGUGACAUGAGUUUGCUAUCACAGGUGGGAAUGAUUUGAUUUGAGAAGAAACUGUUAAAAUUUUCGUUGGAGAGAAAUAAAUCAAACAGUUGUUGAUUAUUC